CCGGGCGGAAGUAUGGGUCCGCGUCCCGGCAUGGAGGUGGGCUAGCGCCUGUUUCUGAACUGAAGCAGUGGAGCCGAGCGUCGCCCUGCCCGCCGCAGCCUGUGCUCCGGGAGUGCCGGCGAGGCGGGCUCGUGCGGGAGUGCCGGGAACAACCGUCGCGGCCCUUUCAGAAAUGCGCUUUUGGGGCCUGAGUGUGUGUGAUUGUGAGUGCACCCCUGCCCAUGAGCAUCAGUAAGCCCAGCGCGCUCACGAAGAGAAACGCUUCUCUGUAGGCCGGUUACCCAGGGACAGAAUGAGCACGUGCUGCUGGUGCACUCCCGGCGGCUCUUCCACCGUCGCCUUCCUGAAGCGCUAUGCUGCCAAGGCUCCGCCCGAUGACUUCCGCACAGCCGAGGAAGACCUGUGCUACUGCCUGGAGUGUGUGGCUGAGUACCACAGGGCCAGGGACGAGCUGCCUUUCUUGCAUGAGGUUUUAUGGGAAUUAGAAACCUUACGUCUUAUAAACCAUUUUGAAAAAUCGAUGAAGGCAGAAAUUGGAGACAAUGAUGAAUUAUAUAUAGUGGACAACAAUGGAGAAGCUCAGCUGUUCGACUUCUCUGGCCAGGAUUUUGAAAACAAGCUUCGCGUUCCUCUUCUUGAGAUCCUGAAAUAUCCUUACCUGCUUCUGCAUGAGCGUGUUAAUGAAUUGUGUGUUGAAGCACUUUGUCGUAUGGAACAGGCCAACUGCUCCUUUCAGGUUUUUGACAAACAUCCGGGGAUCUAUUUAUUUUUGGUUCAUCCCAAUGAAAUGGUUCGACGCUGGGCUAUCCUGACUGCAAGAAAUUUGGGAAAAGUAGACAGAGAUGAUUACUAUGACUUACAGGAGGUUUUAACUUGCCUUUUUAAAGUCAUUGAGUUGGGGCUUUUAGAAAGUCCCGACAUUUAUACUUCUUCUGUUCUUGAAAAAGGCAAACUGAUUCUUCUGCCUUCACACAUGUAUGACACCACCAACUACAAAAACUACUGGCUGGGGAUUUGCAUGUUGCUGACCAUUCUUGAGGAGCAAGCCAUGGACUCACUGCUGUUGGGGUCAGACAAACAAAACGACUUUAUGCAAUCAAUACUUCACACCAUGGAGAGACAAUCAGAUGAUGACAGUAUGGAUCCUUUCUGGCCAGCACUACACUGCUUCAUGGUGAUUCUGGAUCGCCUUGGGUCCAAGGUCUGGGGUCAACUUAUUGAUCCUAUUGAGGCCUUUCAAACCAUUAUCAACAAUGUGAGCUACAACAGAGAGAUCCAAAACAUUCGGAGCAGUUCUGUAAGGACCAAGUUAGAGCCGGAGUCAUAUUUGGAUGAUAUGGUGACUUGUAGCCAGAUUGUAUACAGUUACAAUCCUGAAAAGACCAAAAAGGAUGCAGGGUGGAGAUCAGCCAUUUGCCCAGAUUAUUGUCCUAACAUGUAUGAAGAAAUGGAAACAUUGGCCAAUGUACUUCAGUCAGAUAUUGGUCAAGACAUGCGUGUUCAUAACAGUACCUUCCUGUGGUUCAUCCCUUUUGUUCAAUCCCUCAUGGAUCUCAAAGAUUUGGGUGUGGCUUACAUCGUAGAGGUUAUCCACCAUCUGCACUCCGAAGUGAAAGAUGUCCUCAAUCAAACAGAUGCAGUGUGUGACAAAGUCACUGAAUUUUUUCUUUUGAUUUUGGUGUCAGUGAUUGAACUGCAUAAAAAUAAAAAAUGUUUGCAUUUGCUCUGGGUGAGCUCACAGCAGUGGGUAGAAGCGGUGGUGAAGUGUGCCAAGCUCCCUACCACUGCGUUUGCACGGAGUUCUGAGAGGUCGUCUGGAGUGAACGUGUUCUCAUCACCGGCCAACUCUGUCCAGCUUGCUUCUGUGCAUUUGAUUCUGAGUCUGCUGAAAGAAGGUUACCAGCUGGGGCAGCAGACCCUUUGUAAGCAGUACCAGGACAAGCUGAAUGGGUUCAUUCGUCAGAAAAAUUUAUCUCUAGGUUGUCAACUGACUAGUCAAGAAACACACGAAUUACAAACUUGUUUAAAACAAAUUAUUAGAAAUAUAAAAUUCAAAGUACCUCAGUGUAACACUUCUGUGGAUCCGACUCCUACCUGUAAAAUUCCUUCUAUAUCUUGUAAAGAAGAAAGUGACCCCAUGGAGAAGAAAUGUAAGAAAGAGACACGUUGUCUAGAUAAUUCCAGCCCCACAGUUUCUAAAGAACAAAUGAAAGCUGACGGACAUCACAUGCAAGAGAAUGUAUUGAUCCAAGCAAGUAGCACUGUAGAAGAUAAUGAGGAAAAUUAUAUGACGGAUUUGAAACAAGGAGAUGAUCUGUCGGUUCAGUCGUGCUUAAAGCAAAAUAGUAGAAGUCAUUUUACUGAAAGAGCUCGUAGUCAAACCAAAACGAGCACAGGGGGGCAGAAGUCAGCAGAAGAGACCUGUUCAUGCAACCUGCAGAAGUGUAGUUCAAGAAAUGGUUCUGAAAGGGGGUGUGAUGUAGGAGUCAUAGCAUCCGCGCCUUCUGUAACUGAUCCUGGCUCUGGCUCGCUGGGAAAAGUGUCCCCAUCUCCGUUAAAGGGUGACGGUAAGAUCUCCAAACCAAAAACGAAGGCACAGAAAGACGAGAUCUGUGCAAAGUUGUCAGACGUCCUGAAGAAGCAGAGCCGGAGAGCAGCUUCCGUCGGUGAUGCUGUCAGCGUCGAGGAGCAGGUGGCUGUGGCUGACGCGAAGAGCUUACGUUCAAGGAAGGAUGCAGCCGAUCAGAGCAGGGCCGGCUUUUGGCAAAAUCUGUCUUUAGUCCCCAGUGGUUUUCUGAAUUGUGAAAAAAGAGAACUGGAAAAUGAAGAGUUAGACAGCUAUACUUCCCAUGGAAACAAGUGUGAAAAUCAGGAAAGCCCUGUUGGUAAGAAUCUGGGCUGCUGUGCAGAAUUGAGGCCUACCUCAGUGAAUAAGACAUCUCCCUUUAGAAAUUGUGUGACUGUACGUGAAUCAGGAGACAAGGACAUGAACAAGAGUGCAGAUGUGCUUUUGUGUAACCUGGCAGGAGACCAGGGCCCUGGCUUCAGUCCUAAAUCGGACAUCUUAACAGAUUCUCAGGUAGACCGAGACCUCCACAAAUUAUCCUUAAUAGCUCAAGCUAGUGUUAUUAAAUUUCCAUCAGAUUCAACUCAGAGAAGCUCAUCCCCGCUACAGAGGAAAGUAAAAGAUGACAAAAGACGUUUUAAAGCCGACCAGGAUAAUGCUGGGGACCACAGCUGCGGUCAGGUUAUUAUAAUUUCAGAUUCUGAUGAUGAGGAAGAAGAAAGGCUUCUGGAUUUUGAGAAACACAAGAAACAGGACAAAAAAUGCAUUAAAGUCUGUCCAGAGCAGAGUGCUUCGGUAGUUUCUGGGGAAGAAAAGCUCCCAAAGGGAGAAAUGGUGAGGUCCCUCUUGGAGGCUGAGGGCAGUGAGUCUCAGUUGUUUGAGUUUGAAAGUGAAUCUGAGGUAUACUCUGCUUGGCAAGAAACGAAACCGGAGAAGAUUCCAGUUGAACAAUCGUUUAGGGUGAUGCGUGCAUUCAGUGUCACACGUGCUUGGGACAUUGCAAACAGUGGUUCUAAAGUGUGCCCUGGGAAGGGGGCCAAGGGCAUGGAAGGGCACACGGAGACACAGAAGAGGGAUGUUACUGGCGAGGAGUGUCGUGAAGUUGACAUCAAACCUAAGAGAAAACGACUUGAAAAGCCUGUGGCCAAAGAGCCUGUGAGGCCUUCAUCUUCUACCGGAAAUGAAGAGCAGGCUGAGGAAGGGAGGCAUCACUCUGGAAACCAUCUUGAGUCUGCAGAUGAAAGAACGGUGACUCCCGACUCCAGUGCUGACAGAGCCACUGUGGCUUUGCCCAGGAAACCUCCCUGCAAGCUUCGUACCUGCCGGAGAGGCCCCAGGAAGACGCCUGCAGAAGCCAGGAAAGGGCAGAACAGAAGUCUCAGCUACCUGAGUUGUAGAACAACUCCUGCAGUAGUACCGCCUAAGAAAUUUCGCCAGUGUCCUGAGCCAACUUCUACAGUUGAGAGACUUGGUCUGAAAAAGGCUCCUCGAAGAGCUUUUGAACUAUCCCAGAGAUCUUUAGAUUCUUUAGUUCAGUUACGUGACCAUGGCAAAACUGUUGGAGUGGUUGAAACACGGAAGAAGAGUAAAUUGAUCGCUCCUCAGACUCUGUCUGUAAGAAAUAAUAAGAAACUGCUGGUAUGUCAAGAUGUCCGUUUGCGUAGGCAGGUGAGACCCAAAUCCCAGCAGAACGUACAGGGAUUCUGUGAUGGUCACACUGGAGAUGCUGCAGGUGCUGAACCACACACAGCCCAGGUUGGUGAAGCAUCUGUGCCAGAAUGUGAUAUGUCUGACAAUGGAGAGCAGGUGGUAAAAUGCACUCCCUCUGAACCAGAAACCCUAAAAGCAAAUUCUACUUCUCAGGUCGCUGCUGCUGCUGCUGCUGCUCUGUGGAACCAGUGUGAUUUUACAGUGGCAAAUGAGAGAGUCCCAGCAGCUGAAGUAGUUGCUUCUACCUCGGAAGAGCCUGUGGGUGGAGCCGACCUGACAGCACGUGGGAUGGAGGUGGCAGGUUUGAAGGAGCUAGAGCCGGAGUGCGGCAGUGACGCUGACGAGACUUUAUUUUUAACCCAAAAUGAUCCUGAAGAUAUGGAUCUGUGUUCACAGAUGGAGACUUUCGAUGAUCAACUGAUUGAAGUAAUUCAUGGAGCAGCUGAUUCUGGAAGUGAGCUGCAGUCGGAGUCAGGGCAUGGCCCAGCGUGCGAGCACCGAGCCUGUGCUGGGACCACGAGCAGCCCUGGCGAGCACUGCGCGAGGCCCGCGGAGGCUGGGGCGGCCGAGGACGGUGUGUUUCGGAAGCCUGCCUUGCCUGCUGCUGCUAAACCUUUGAGACCUUCCACUAGGAAGAUUUUUACCUCAAGUAGCACUUCCCGGAUUGCUAAUCUUUCAAAGUCGUUGGAGAACACUUCUGCCCUUCGGUCAUCUCUAAAAAAUAAACCAAGUGGGCGACAGUCUCUUCCAAAAGAACCACUUGCAGUUUCUGCGGUCUCGUCAAAGCCGAUGGUUGAAAUCCAGAGCUUGUGCAAUGUUGGCCUUCCUCAGGUUCCAAAUAAUCCCAGCAGGCAGCGCUGCACACUGCCGUUUGGGGAAAGCAGGUCUCUCCUCACUUCGUCUCCAACAAACACUCUCUUUGCGUCACAGUCUCUCUCUAAUGCCUUUGUUAAUGAGAUCUUAAAGUGGAAAUACGAGAUGUUUUUGAACUUUGAUCAGUGUGGUCCUCCAGCAAGUCUUUGUCAGUCCAUCUCCAGACCUGUGCCUGUCAGAUUUCAGGACUGUGAAGAUUAUUUUAACAUCUUUUUGCCUUUGAUGAUACUGAAUACUUUUGAAACAGUGGCCCAGGAAUGGAUCAGCUCUCCAAACAAAGAGAACUUCUACCAGUUACAUCUGCGGAAAUUUCCUGGUGAACAGAAAAAAUACAGGGAGUUUGUAGUGUAUCUAGAGGAAUGUGAACUGGCUAAACAGCUUCACCCAAAGGAAAAUGAUUUGGUGUUUUUGGUUCCUGAGCAACUAAAUGAAGAGACGGAAGAUGGAGAGAGAAAUUGUGUACAAGAUCUCCAGAAAUACCAUUGUGGUUAUGUUCAUAAAUUUCGUCGCACUUCAGUCAUGCGUAAUGGGAAGUCUGAGUGUUCCCUCUCCAUCCAGACUCAAGACGAUCUGCCAGGCAAAUCAAAUGAAAUUGUGAAAUUUAAAUGUGUUGUAAUCAGUUCUCUGGUGACUACACAGAGGAAGUUGAAGGCCAUGUCUCUGCUGAGUGGUCGGAACCAGCUGGCCAGAGCCGUCCUGAAGCCAUGCUCCAUGGACUUCUGUAUGCAAGAGUUACCAACUAUGUCAUCGGAGAGAAUUAUUGAUUACUUACGGGAUUUCAACGAGGAUCAGAAGAAGGCAAUAGAGACUGCGCACGCCAUGGUCAAACACUUACCGUCAGUCGCCAAAAUCUGUUUGAUUCAUGGACCACCGGGAACAGGAAAGUCAAAAACAAUUGUCGGCCUUCUCUAUUGCUUGCUGACAGAGAACCAGAGGAAAGGACACCCUGAUGAGAACUUCAACGCCAAAAUCAAACAGAACCGUGUCCUUGUGUGUGCACCUUCUAACGCAGCUGUGGAUGAGCUCAUGAAAAAAAUUAUCCUCGAAUUCAAGGAAAAAUGUAAAGACAAGAAGAAUCCUUUGGGAAACUGUGGAGAUAUAAAUUUAGUAAGACUGGGUCCUGAAAAAUCUAUUAAUAAUGAAGUUCUAAAAUUCAGUUUGGACAGCCAGGUUAACCACAGGAUGAAGAAAGAGUUGCCGUCUCAUGUUCAGGAGAUGCACCGGAGAAAAGAGUUCCUGGACCGUCAGCUGGAUGAGCUUUCCCGCCAGCGCGCUCUGUGCCGAGGCGGACGGGAGGCACAGAGGCGAGAGUUAGAUGAAAAAAUUGCCAGAGUUUCAAAAGAAAGGCAGGAACUUGCUUCUAAAAUUAAAGAGGUCCAAGGUCGGCCCCAGAAGACACAGAACAUCAUCAUCCUGGAGUCGCACAUCAUCUGCUGCACGCUGAGCACCAGCGGCGGGCUGCUGCUGGAGUCGGCCUUCCGCGGGCAGGGGGGCGUCCCCUUCAGCUGUGUCAUUGUUGAUGAGGCCGGACAGUCUUGUGAAGUGGAGACGCUUACCCCACUCAUUCAUCGCUGCAAUAAGCUGAUCCUUGUCGGGGACCCGAAGCAGCUUCCUCCCACCGUCAUUUCCAUGAAAGCACAGGAGUAUGGCUAUGACCAGUCAAUGAUGGCUCGCUUCUAUAAACUGCUGGAAGAAAGCGUGGAGCGCAACAUGAUUGGCAGACUGCCCAUCUUACAGCUGACUGUCCAGUACCGGAUGCACCCAGACAUAUGCCUCUUCCCUUCCAAUUACGUCUACAACAGGAGCUUGAAGACCAGCAGACUGACUGAGACCAGCCGAUGUUCAUCAGACUGGCCGUUCCAGCCUUACCUCGUGUUCGAUGUUGGAGAUGGUUCCGAGAGACGGGACAAUGACUCAUAUGUGAACAUUCAAGAAAUAAAAUUGGUGAUGGAGAUAAUUAAGCUUAUCAAAGACAAAAAAAGGGAUGUCACUUUUCGGAACAUCGGCAUCAUAACCCACUACAAGGCUCAGAAGACAAUGAUUCAGAAGGAUCUGGACCGAGAGUUUGAUAGAAAAGGACCAGCAGAAGUGGACACGGUGGACGCCUUCCAGGGGCGGCAGAAGGACUGUGUCAUUGUCACCUGUGUCCGGGCCAAUGCUCUGCAGGGCUCCAUUGGGUUCCUGGCAAGUUUGCAGCGAUUGAAUGUCACUAUCACGCGAGCCAAGUACAGCCUCUUUAUCCUUGGACAUCUGAGGACCCUUAUGGAAAACCCGCAUUGGAACCACCUGAUUCAGGACGCCCAGAAGCGCGGAGCCAUUAUCAAGACCUGUGACAAAAACUACAGACAUGAUGCCAUGAAAAUUCUGAAACUCAAGCCUGUGUUCCAGAGAAGCCUGAGCCACCCGCUGGCCGCCGUGCCCGAGGCUGCCAGGCCCCAGGGCGGCCUGCCCAGCAGCGCACUUGACAGCGGCAUCGCCAGGACGUCCUUUGCAUCCUCUCUCUACCACACGCUCUCCGACACCAAAGUAAACACUGUGACUCCCACGGUCCCCGAGAGGCUCCCGGGCCAGGAGCAGCUCCGGGACCCACGGCUGCUCAGGAGGAUGGCCACCGAGGCCAAGGGGGCUCUCCUACAGGAGCCUCAGCCAGUGAGCCCCCAGCAUCCUGGGGCCACACCCCCCUCAGCAGAGCCUGGCUUUCCUGUGGCACGACAGGAUGCAAGCAGGGCUGUGCAGCAGGCUGCUGGCCGCGCAGCUGCUCUGAGCACCCACAGACUGUACGGGCAGGGCGGGCCUCCGGGUGCUGGCCCUGAUGCUGUGAGCAGCAGGAGAAGGUAUGAACUGGAAGGGGAGCUGGGCCCCCAAAGGGAGGCCAGGGCCUUCGGUGAGGACAGGCACGAGAGGUACUACACCCGGAGGGCCUCUAGCUGGGACAGGCGGAGAUGGGAGAAGGAGGAGAGCGGCCCCAAGAGAAGAAAGCUAUAGUGGAGCCCAUGGCCGGACUGGGCG
Molecule: messenger RNA, 8158 nt
Organism: Ochotona princeps (American pika)
Lineage: Eukaryota; Metazoa; Chordata; Mammalia; Lagomorpha; Ochotonidae
Gene: SETX
Product: senataxin
Exons: 26
Coding region: 293-8134 (2613 amino acids)
Biological process (GO): termination of RNA polymerase II transcription
Cellular component (GO): nuclear body
Molecular function (GO): transcription termination site sequence-specific DNA binding; helicase activity
Source: RefSeq, a predicted model, not a curated record